AUGAAAGGCGUUUUAAUUGCUGGUGUCAUUGCUGCGUUCGCCAUUACAGUUGUAGACUCCCUGAAUUGUACACAGUGUCAUGUAUUCAAUAGCACCUGUGAUGACAAUGUCACCGAAUGCGAAGAAGCAGGGUCCCUCAGUUGUGUGGAGUCCUCUGUCAGCUCCACUCUAGGAGGGUUCCUCCAUUUGUACCAGAACAAGUUCUGCUCCGAAUCGAAUUGCACCGAGAACAGCACGGAGGUGGCCUUCACUGUUCGUAUAUUUGAUGAUCAAAGAUUCCAUUUUGCAAGCCAGUGCUGCCAAGGAGAAGCAUGCAAUGGCACCCACUAUGAAUCUGGAACCCAGGAAUCCACUAACACGCAGUGCAUGUCUUGCUACGACUACAACCAAACACGCUGUGAGGAGAAACCCCAGCAGUGUUACGAAGGAGAGCAAUGUGUCCAUAUCAUUGCGGAGCUUACAAAUGGUACUGGCAGAGUGGAGCUAAAGGGCUGUUCUGAUAUCAGCAACUCUACAUGUCAAUUCCUGUCCGCUGAGAACACAACAGUUGGAGAGUUUGUUUUCAUGUCCGUUGAAUGCACGCAGUCCACUGAGGCCAACUCAACCACCGUUACCCCAUCAAGCAUCGAAACUUCCCCCACCUCUGUUACCACAACAACCAGCAUGGGCAUCAGAGCUUCCUUCACCUCCUCUAUCUUUGGCAGCCUCCUUCUUCUGAAGCUGCUGUUCUGA
Messenger RNA from Arvicanthis niloticus (Nile rat), 732 nucleotides. RefSeq names its product ly6/PLAUR domain-containing protein 8-like. The record is from RefSeq and is a predicted model, not a curated record. NCBI's taxonomy places the organism in Eukaryota, Metazoa, Chordata, Mammalia, Rodentia, Muridae. Gene Ontology annotation, biological process: defense response to Gram-negative bacterium.